Messenger RNA from Letharia columbiana, 2244 nucleotides. RefSeq lists its product as uncharacterized. The transcript has 3 exons. The record is from RefSeq and is a predicted model, not a curated record. Lineage: Eukaryota; Fungi; Ascomycota; Lecanoromycetes; Lecanorales; Parmeliaceae. The coding region runs from base 1 to 2244 and encodes 747 amino acids.
AUGGCAAACACAACCCGUGCGUCAGGCUUCUUACCAUCAAUCAAAUGCUCAAACUGCAAUGUCGAGAUUCCUAUCUCAAUGAUGGGAGACCAUGUCUGCUCUCAAGCUCCCCCUCUUCCCAGCUCUCGACUCCAUGCUCUGAAUGGCCCUUUUGCACCAACGACUCUGAAACAUACAAUGGGUGCUCCCCUUUCCAGGCCCCAGAAGCCCAUACCUCCACGGCUUAAUGCCGCUGCUACAUUUGAUUCAAUCCUCCAAGCAGACCAGCAUUUGCCAGAGCCAAUUGCCGUGCAUACCGCGCGGAGUGCGUCACCUGCAAUCCACAGCAACGGCACCAAAUCUCCAUUCAGAAUGCCCUUUCUUCGAAGCUCCACCUCUCCAUUGCCAAGUCGUCCAGUAUCGCCGGUAUUACCCAUGCCCCAGGACUGUGCUUUCCCUCCCUUCCCGACGGCCAGGUCACAAAGUACUACUCCCACUACACCAUUGGAAUCAAGCUUCAACUUUCCCUCGAGAUCGGGCAGUCCCCAGGAACAGAUCGGUGCAGUUGCUAGGCACGCGCCAUUGAACUCACCAGCGAGUGGUGGUGGAAUUCUGAUGCAGAGGAUGAACGGCAUUGCGCCAGGCCCUUUCAACCUUAGAGAAAAUGGGGACUUUAAUCCAUCAGGUCACAGGAAGUCGCCCUCCAUGGGCAGCAGUCGCGAUUUCGUCAGAACCUCGAGAUCGGCCAGUCCCAAAACACAUGUCCAGCGGCCGUCGACUUCAAGUUCGAAUUACACACGCAAUCCUUCUCUUUCAAGCAUCUCGGCUGGGCCUAGAUCCUUAUCAAACCAAGGUACAACAGAAGUGCCCGUUAUACCGUCGAUGCCCAGACCAUACUUCCAAGACAAGUCCGACGGCUCAGCACAUGUGCCUCUACCAUCUUUUGACUUCGGUUCCUUCGGAAAUGAGGACCGCUCGCAUACACUCCCAAAGAACGAUCGUGACGCUGCUCCCUUCAAAUCUCGCCCGAAAAUGGAUAAGACACAUUCAGAGCCUUCGGUUCACUCACACAAACCUAGACCUUCUGUUGCUGUUGCUGCCAUGCAACCUCUUUGCGAAAUUGGUAGUACCAGCUCUUUCAAGUCUUCUCGAUCAGUGCGAGGUCGUGCCGUCUCCCCAGCCGUAGGUCAAACCGGCCCUGAGCAGUCUGUGAACCCCCACGCCACUGAAUCACGGGAUGAUCGAAGGCUUGGGGAUGCACCUCCUGUACCCAUGCCUGCCCAAGCCGCAGAAAUCUUGGUGCAUGACAAUCCCAACCAUAAGCCACACGAGUCGACCUCAUCCAACGAAUCUUACGGCUCUGGGGCGAAGAGUGGCAGCUCGGUUUCCACGCCGCACGAAUCGACCUCAUCCAACGAAUCCUACAGCUUCGGUACGAAGGGUGACAGCUCGAGGUCUAGUCCGCCACUCAAUGAGUUGCCAAAACAUGGGAAUGCGCACGCUUCUGGUGAUAAUCAAGCCAGCAGUAUGUUCAAGGGUUUCAUUUUCGGCGUUGAAGAGCCGAUACCAAUGCAAUAUGAACAAACUGCGAGUCACCUUCAGUCAUCUCGAAUGGAAUCUCCAGCCCCACUCCGUCCAAUGAAGGCUACCUUUCCUCCACACGAAGAUGGAUCAGUCCGAAAUCGUUCGUCUGCUACAUCUCCAGACGAGUACACAGUUUCUUCCUUCGCUCCCCAAAUGAACAACCUUCGUGUGUCUCCAGCACCUCCAGCUCAUCCCAGGUACCCAAACCCAUCAGCUCGACGACCAUCACCCGCCAACAAAGGCAACUGCCGUGGUUGUGGAGCCCUCAUCCAAGGGAAAUCGGUCAGCUCAGCAGAUGGACGGCUUACUGGACGAUAUCACAAGCAAUGCUUCGUGUGCCAAACGUGUCAACGACCUUUUCCGACGGCAGACUUCUACGUCAUGAACAAUCAACCAUACUGCGCACGACACUAUCACGAGCUCAAUGAUUCGCUGUGCACAAAUUGCGAUCGCGGCAUCGAGGGACAGUACCUGGAGACUGAGUUGCAGCAGAAAUUCCACCCUUAUUGCUUCAGCUGUCAGGACUGUCACCUAAUACUCCGAGACGACUAUUUCGAAUUCAACGGCAAGACACUGUGCGAGCAACACGCCUUUGGCGCCGCACGCACAUCAACGCCAUCUUCCCUGGGCCCUGGACGCCGGUUCCCCGAAAGAAGAACCACACGCCUCAUGAUGAUGUGA